This is a messenger RNA of Fragaria vesca subsp. vesca, 2326 nucleotides long. RefSeq lists its product as uncharacterized. The record is from RefSeq and is a predicted model, not a curated record. Bases 1 to 2019 code for a protein of 672 amino acids. NCBI's taxonomy places the organism in Eukaryota, Viridiplantae, Streptophyta, Magnoliopsida, Rosales, Rosaceae. The transcript has 9 exons.
AUGGCCUCAAUCCACUACGACAUUCGCUGCGCGCUUCUUCUCCACCUCGCCACGUCAUCAUCAUCCUCACCUCCGUCAUCGUCGUCGCCGCCGUCGCUAUCCACCAUUAGGACUCUCAGCCCCCACCGCAUCGCCUCACGCGCCUCCGUGGCGCGCCGGGUGCUGUCCUCGUUCUCCUCCCCCUUUACGACGUCGUUCCGAGCCCGAGCCUUUUCCGACGAGGCGGCUAAAGAGGCCGUGAAGCUCCCGGAGAAGCCGUCCAUAUGCACCGCCGACGAGCUCCAUUACGUGUCGGUCCCCAACUCCGACUGGCGGCUCGCGCUCUGGCGCUACCGGCCUUGCCCCAAGGCCCCUCAGAGGAAUCACCCCUUGCUGCUCUUGUCUGGUGUGGGGACCAAUGCUAUUGGAUAUGAUCUCUCCCCUGAGUCUUCGUUUGCACGUUACAUGUCUGGGCAAGGAUAUGAGACAUGGGUUCUUGAAGUUCGUGGUGCAGGAUUGAGUGUUCAUGAAUCAAAUAAGAAAGAAAUCCAGGAGUCUGCCCAUGCAAAAUCUGAACAAAUGGAAUCUGUGUCCAAGGGUGCAACCAAUGCAGCUUUUUCUGCACAAAAUCAGUCAAAUAGCUUUUCUGACACCAAUGCAAAAUCCGAACCGAAGGAAGCUGUUUCACAGAGUGCAUCUAAUGGAGCUGUUUCUGCACAAAACCGGUCAAAUAGCUUCUCUGAUGCAGACGCAAAAUCUGAACAGAUGGAAGCUCUUUCGCAGAACACAACUGAUGGAGCUUUUCCUACCGGAGAGCAGUUGGGUAGUUUUCCUGGUGCGUCAGCAUUUGAAAGACCUGUUCACAAAAUAAAUGAUGAGAUUUCAGCUGCCAAAGGAGACCUUACAAGUAUACCAAGUGUAGGGGGCGAAUCAAAAACCGUGACAAGGGUGACUGAAACUUUUACGGAGAAGUCAGAACAAUUGUCUGGCUUUCUCGGUGAAGGUCAAUCCAGUAUCAUGUCAAAUAAUUUACUCGAUCAAAUUUCAAAACUUUUUGCUGAUUCUACCUUAUCUGAGCGGUUCAAUGAUAUAAGCAAUAAGCUGUCAAGCCUCUUAGAGACAAGACAAAACUCUGCUAUUGCUAGCCAAAUCAGAGACCUCAGUCAAAGGCUUGUGAAUAUAAUUGAAGAAGGCCAGCGGUCUGUUUCACCAUCACUGUUUAACUUGCAAGAGCGUCUUUCUUCCACACUAGAAGAUUUCCAAAAGCAACUGGACUUGAUAGUGAAGUAUGACUGGGACUUUGAUCACUACCUUGAAGAGGAUAUACCUGCUGUGAUGGAUUAUAUAAUGGCGGAAAGUAAGCCGAAGGAUGGGAAGUUGUUAGCAAUUGGGCACUCAAUGGGUGGAAUCUUGCUUUAUGCAAUGCUUUCACGAUGUGGUUCUGAAGGAAGAAUGUGCAACCUAGCAGCUGUUGUAACACUGGCCUCAUCACUUGAUUACACAUCUUCAAAAUCAACUCUCAAAUUGCUUAUACCACUUGCAGACCCCGCGCAGGCUCUCAAUGUUCCUGUUGUUCCUUUGGGGACAUUAUUGGCAGCAGCUUAUCCUCUCUCAUCUCGCCCUCCUUAUGUCUUCUCUUGGCUUAAUGAUCUGAUUUCAGCACAGGGCAUGAUGCAUCCAGAAUUAUUGGAAAAGCUUGUUUUGAAUAACUUCUGUACAAUACCCGCAAAACUUCUAUUGCAGCUAACAACAGCUUUUAAGGAGGGGGGACUACGUGACAGGAGUGGCACCUACUUGUAUAAGGAUCAUAUACAUAAAAGCAAUGUCCCUAUUCUGGCACUUGCUGGAGAUAAGGAUUCAAUAUGCCCUCCAGAAGCUGUAGAAGAAACUGUUAAGGUAAUACCGAAGCACCUGGUUACAUAUAAAGUUUUUGGAGAAUCUGGAGGUGCACACUAUGCUCAUUAUGAUUUAGUAGGAGGCCGAAUGGCAGCAGCGCAAGUCUAUCCAUGUAUAAUUGAAUUUCUUAAUAAACAUGACUGAACAUGUUUGAUUACCUGAAACCAUGAAACUUAGUGGCCUACAAGUCAUUACUGGAGCAAGCUUGGUCUUAGAAUAAGCAUUGAGAGCUGCCAUCAAUGAGAUACUGUAACAGAUGCUCAUUGGGUUGUUAGGAUUACUGGUGCAGAGAAGCAUUACUAGCAGAAAGAAACCUUAUAUUUUCAUGAAGAGUGUACAGAUGUUUUUCUUCCUAGAACGAAAUUCACAGUUACUUUUUAUACAAAGGUCGGUUCACCAUUCCGGUGGAUAAUAUGUAGAUGUACAUUCAUGAUAACUUGUUCAUAAAAGG